This is a messenger RNA of Corylus avellana, 3360 nucleotides long. NCBI's taxonomy places the organism in Eukaryota, Viridiplantae, Streptophyta, Magnoliopsida, Fagales, Betulaceae. The record is from RefSeq and is a predicted model, not a curated record.
AUGAAGUUUUCAACCAUUGAAGGGGUCGGAGAAGUUAGGGGAGACCAAGUUGUUGCUAGAAGGUGUUACAAUACAUCUUUGAAGAAGUGCCCAGAGUCAGCACUAUUAAUGAUCGGUAGUUUGGCUGAUGAGCGGAAGAUGCAGUUGAGGAAGGAGCCAGCCGAGCCAUUAAUUGAUAUACCUAUAGCUGAAGGAAAGGUUGUCGAGAUUGGUUCGCAGCUGGCUCCUGGAAUUAAAGAAGCCCUUGUUCGGUUUCUCCAGCAGAACCUUGAAGUUUUUGCAUGGUCUCCUGAAGACAUGCCUGGGAUUGACCCCAAGGAUAUUGUUCAUCACUUGAACAUUGAUCCAAAGGUCAAACCAGUAAAGCAGAAGCGAAGGAAGUUUGCCCCCGACAGAAACAUGGCGAUAGCCGAGGAAGUGGGAAAACUACUGAAGGCGCAGUUCAUUGAAGAGGCUCAUUACCCCGAUUGGCUAUCCAACGUAGUAAUGGUUAAGAAGUCAUCUGGGAAGUGGAGGAUGUGCGUAGAUUUUACCGAUCUCAACAAAGCUUGCCCGAAGGACAGCUUUCCAUUACCCCAUAUUAGCUCCUUAGUUGAUGCAACAGCAGGGUAUGAGUUGCUGAGCUUCAUGGACGCCUUUUCAGGCUAUAAUCAGAUUUUCAUGCAUCCAUCUGAUCAAGAGAAGACAGCAUUCAUUACCGACCGAGGCUUGUAUUGCUACAAGGUCAUGCCAUUCGAUCUAAAGAAUGCCGGUGCAACUUACCAAAGGCUAGUAAACCGAAUGUUUCAGGAACAGAUUGGGAAGAAUAUGGAGGUUUAUGUUGAUGACGUGCUGGUCAAAAGCAAGCUGCAGAUGGACCAUGUUACCGACUUGCAAGAGGUGUUCAAAACAUUGGAACGUUUUAAGAUGAAGUUGAACCCUACAAAGUGUGCAUUCGGAGUUUCAUCUGGGAAGUUCCUCGGUUAUAUGGUGUCUAGCCGAGGGAUUGAAGCUAAUCCAGAGAAGAUCCAGGCGGUAUUGGAUAUGCAAUCUCUGAAGAAUGUGAAGCAGGUACAGCAAUUGACAGGAAGAAUUGCAGCCUUGAAUAGGUUCAUCUCUCGGUCAACAGAUAAGUGCCUUCCAUUUUUUAAGAUUUUACGCAAGGCUUUCGAAUGGUCUGAAGAGUGCGAACAGGCAUUCGAACAGCUUAAAAGGUAUUUGAUCAGUCCGCCUCUCCUCAGCCGAGCUGUUCCUGGUGAAAUAUUGUAUCUAUACUUGGCAGUAUCACCUACUGCUGUCAGUGCGGCCUUGAUCCGGGAGGAAGAAGGAGUUCAAAAGCCAGUCUACUUCAUCAGCCGAGCACUGCAUGGCGCUGAGGAAAGAUACGUACAAAUGGAGAAACUUGCUUUCGCCUUAGUAAUUGCCUCCAGGAAGCUCCGACCGUACUUCCAAGCUCAUACAAUCAAUGUCCUAACCAAGUAUUCAUUAAAGAAAGUACUUCGGAAGCUGGAUUUGUCUGGUCGGCUGGUCAACUGGGCAAUCGAAAUUAGUGAAUUCGACAUUCACUUUGUCCCACGUAAUGCUAUCAAAGGUCAAGCCUUGGCAGACUUUGUGGUAGAAUUCACCAACAUUCAGGACCAAGAAGAUUGGCCGAAAGAGAGCACAUGGGUAAUUUAUGUGGAUGGUUCGUCUGCCAAAAGAAACGGUGGAGCCGGGGUCGUAAUAAUUACGCCAGAUGGUAGAGAGUUGAAGAGCUCAUUGAGGUUGGAAUUCAAAACUACCAACAAUGAAGCCGAGUAUGAAGCUGUAAUAGCUGGGCUCGGUUUAGCUCAAGAGCUAGAAGCAGAAUUGGUGGAAGUUCGGAGUGAUUCACAAGUUAUAGUCGGCCAUAUUCGCGGCGAGUUUGAGGCUAAAGGCACCAAUAUGAAACUCUACUUGUCCAAAAUUCAGGGUAUGCUGAAAUCUUUUAAGAAGUUUUGCAUUGUCAAAAUCCCAAGGGAAGAGAACGAGAAGGCCGACCAUUUGGCCCGUUUAGGCUCUUCGACCGAGUCUGAGGUAGGAGAAUCCGAACAGAUAAUACAAGUUCAGCAACAGCCUUCUAUCGCCGAGAAGGUUUUUAUUCUAACCAUCGAGGUUGUGCCUGCUUGGGCUGAAGAAAUUGUUGGUUUCCUUCAAAGAGGAAUUUUGUCGGGGGAGAGGAGAAAGGCUGUACGGUUGAAACAAAAGGCUGCUCGGUUCACACUGGUCAAUGGAGCUCUUUUCAAGCGAGGCUUCAUGUUACUACUCCUUAAAUGUGUCUCAAAGGAAGAGGGAAAUUAUGUUCUUCGAGAGAUUCAUGAAGGAGUCUGUGGCAGUCACUCAGGACCCCGCAUCUUGGCUCACAAAGCGGUAAGAGCAGGAUUCUUCUGCCCAAGCAUGAACCAGGACUCCAUAAAUAUUGUCAAAACUUGUAAUAGCUGUCAGCGUUUUGCCAAUGCUAUCAAACAACCCCCAGAAGAACUGAGCUCGGUUUCAUCACCAUGGCCAUUUUCACAAUGGGGGGUAGAUAUAGUAGGGCCAUUACCUACAGGAAAAGGAGGAGUUCGGUUCGUGGUGGUCGCUGUAGACUAUUUCACCAAAUGGGCAGAAGCCGAAGCUCUGGUGAAUAUUACCGCUAAGAACAUCGAGAAAUUUCUUUGGAGAAGUGUCAUUUGUCGAUAUGGGAUUCCUCACGCAUUCGUCACUGACAAUGGUAAGCAGUUUGACUGUGAGUGCUUUCGGAGUUGGUGUGCCGGACUUCAUGUUCGGCAAUACUUCUCAUCUCCGGGACAUCCUCAAGCGAAUGGACAGGUAGAAGCAACGAACAAAACCAUAUUCAAGAUUCUAAAGAAGAAGCUCGGCCAGCAUAAGGGUGAAUGGUCAGAAAAUCUUCCCGAAGUUCUAUGGGCAUACCGCACAACCAGAAGGACUCCAACCGAGGAGACUCCUUUCGCUUUAGCCUACGGAACCGAGGCUGUCAUUCCUGCCGAGGUCGGAUCAGGAAGUUUUCGAGUGGAUACAUUCAACCCUAAUUUCAACGACGAAGGUCUAAAGUUACAUUUAGAUUUGCUGCAAGAAAAACAAGAUCAGGCCCAGGUUACAAUGGCAGCAUAUCAACAAAGGGUAGCUCGGUAUUUUAACCGACGAGUGAAGCAUCGAAGUUUCAAAGUCAGAGAUUUGGUUUUGAAAAAGGUCACCUUGGCAACCAAAGACGCAACCGAGGGAAAGCUCGCACCAAAUUGGGAAGGACCAUAUCAGGUGAUCAAGUGUGGCAAAGCAAGAGCUUACCACCUUGCAAACUCCGAAGGAAAACAACUUCAACGACCAUGGAAUGCCGAACAUCUUAAGAAGUAUUUUGUAUAA